AUGCCUGUAGCCGUACCGAAAACCGAGUAUUUUCAAGUCCUUGAUCUCAAUCCCGAUGAUACCGGUGUUGAAGACAUCAGAAUAGCGUACAAGAGACUGGCUCUGAAGUGGCACCCGGAUCGCCAUACUACGGACAAAGAGGAGGCCCAACAAAAGUUCAUUGAGAUAAGCGAAGCCUACAGAGCGUUGCUGCAGGAGUAUCAACACAAGAAACGCGGCCGAUCGCCUCGUGCUAAGAGGGGACACCCUCCAGCGUCAACUCCCAGCGCUUCAUCCUCUCAAAGUCGCAGCAGUGAUAGCAGUUCCGCUGGCCCCAGCGCGAAGACGGCCGAGAGCUCAUAUGUUCUAGCACGUUGGGGAAUAGACGGCCAAUCAGAGGUCGCUCAUUUGUUGCGCACAGAUAACAAUGUGAGGUUCGCCGCCAAAUUGCAACACAGGCCAUCAGGUCAAAUUGGCACCAAAGCGGUAUUUUGUCACCAGGCCAAUCAAAAUCAAGCGCAGCUGGUGGAUGAUUAUCUAGUCGUAGACGCCACAGUCGCGGUGGUCAUUUUACGCGCUUUGGCCAUCCUGGCACUUGUGCAUGACCUGCAAGCUGCAUCUGAGCAAGCUGCCAUUCCAAGAUGGGGCCAGGCGGCCACGCUCGUGGAGACUGUCCUGUUCAUCCAGGGAGGCAGAACAGACGAAUACAACCAAUACUCGUACUCGUCUGCGCCUCCGACGAACGACAUGUUUGUAUUGUCUCUGAGCUCAUCAUUUAACCUCUCGUCGCCACCAUGGCAGUAUACCAGCGGCUGCUCAGAUUGUUCAUCCUCGCAAGGUCCCGCAGUCGCAUGGCACACUGUGUCCCCAGUGAAUACCUCAUACAUGCUACUGUUUGGCGGCGAUCUAGGUCCCAACUCGGCGGUCACCGUGCCAGAAAGCUCAGACUCAGCCGAUUUUGUCAACGUCAAGAAUCCCCAGUCGCCGAUAUGGGAUGACGAGGCAGAUUCGUGGGCUGACGAGCCGUUGCGGCGAAUGUACCACUCGGCGUCCUCUACUGGCGGCAAGGUGUACAUCGUUGGCGGCGAAAAGACGGACGGCUCGGGUAGCGCGUUUUCCACGCACUAUGUAUUCAACCCCUCUGCACCCUCUUUCUCAGAGCUGUCUUCAACAAAUGCGCCGCCUGGAAUCUAUGGGCAUACCUCGGUCGUCCUGUCUGACGGGCGGCUGAUUGUGUUCGGCGGCUAUGAGCAGUCUUCCAACACGUUACUCCCCUUUAGCACCGUGUGGUCCCUGGAUACCACCCAGUCCACUCCGAUCUGGUCCACGGUUUCUGUGUCGGCCUCGAGUCUCCCCGAUCCGCGCCGUGGGUUUGCGGCGACUCUGGUAGAUGGCGGCAAGGUCGUUAUUCAAGGCGGCGCAGACGCGCAACUGCAGACGUCGUACAGCGACGGGUGGAUCUUGGACACGACAAAGUCGCCGAUGGUAUGGACCAGUGUCAGCGCAUUAUCAGAGCUGGGUCCUCGGCGCGAUCAUUUCGCCGUCGCCCUAGGUUCUCAAGUGCUGUUUGGGUUUGGAUAUGCUACGAACGGUCCUGCCAAUGCGAGCCUGUACCUGUUCGACACUUCGAGCGGGUCAUGGCUUUCUAGCUACUCCCCGCCGCAGGCAAUUACACAGCCCACUACCACCACGCUUUCAGGACCUGCACCCACGUUUUCUGGAAGCUCCGACCCUUCUGGUUCCGGUCAUGGGUCCUCGGGAACAGGGCCUGGAUCGGGAGGAGCCUCGGGUACCACAGGAUCAGGUGCGGACCCCACUGCCAGCAACUCGGGAAGCGGAAAUGGCAGCGGCAGUUCUGGCUCUGGCUCGGGAAACGGUGACGGUGCGGGUACUCCAGUCGGCGAAUCGUCUCAUGGACACCACGCGACCAGCAUCGCGCUGGGAACUGUAUUUGGCAUCCUGGGUCUCCUCGUGGGCACGUCGGCGGCGGUAUGGUACAUCAGGCGACAGCACUCGCGCGACAGCUUCCAUGUAUUGGAAGGAUCAGACGACGAUGCAGGCGGCGCACUUCCUAUUGCGGGCAAUCGCGAGAAGGCCGUCGUCCAGAACGUCAGGAGCAAAUUGGGGGCGUUCGUGCUGGGCUUUGCGCCGGUCCGCCACGCGCAGCGACGCGACAUGCUCGCGGAUGAGGACACGCGGCAAUUCGACGUCCCGUACCACGGCGUGCGUCGGGAGACCAGCAGCAGCCGCUCUUCGUGGACAUCGGUCUCAAGGCGGCCCACGUUGGCAGAUAUGAUGCACGAGUCGCUAGCGUCGCUUCGGUCUGUCGGUGGAACCGUACUCGCUUACGCCUCAGGCACACGCGGCAUGAGAUCGAGGGAGGCCAGUGCUGGAUCAAGGUCUACGACCGCCUGGUGGGACAAGGAGCAGUCUUACGAACCAUACGCGGACGAUGCUGCUCUCAUCGUCGAGGAUUCUGUACUUUCGAGCACGCGGCGUACCCGCCACGGCGGGCAGCUCUCACAGGCUACUGUUGCUUCUUCGGCCAUGAUCACACCAUAUGACGAUCCCUUUGCCGAUUACGAGGUCGAAGAUGUUGAGCCGCCCGCAGACUACUAUCGCUAUCUCGACGCGGACGAGGACAGUGACGACGCGCAGAGCGUCCCUGCUCUCACGGACCCACCUCCGCGUCCGUACGCGUCCAUCGCGUCCAUUCGGGGGCCAGCAGCCACCGCAGACCUCACCCGCCUGUCGCCUGUGCCCGAACGUGCGUCCGUACCCACGCUGUCCUCCAACCCGACGCUCUCCGACGCGUCACAUGCCUCGAGCUCCCACACCCCCGCUAACGCCGCCAGCGCCCCUUCGCGCAGCUCGCAUUCCCACGAGCGUGCGGCGCCGCGCCAGUCCCCCCGCCCGCGCCCGUCGUCGAUCAUCGACGCGAACCCGACGCCGGCGGAGCCCGUAAGCCGCUCGAACAGCUGGUGGGCGCGCCUCGCGAAGACGCCGCUGCUCGAGCGCGUCGCGAGCGACUCGGGCAGACGGCAGCCGCGGCCGAUCGAGAUCCGGGAUCCGAACCCCCCGCCCCGUCUCGUGCCCAUCGAGGAGUCGACGCAUUCAUAUGCGGACGAGACGUCCCCGCAUGACCGCCGGGGACAAAUGUACUCGAUUGCGCACGGCCGCUCUGCGUCAUCGCUCCAGACCACGAAGACUGCAAAUUCGGAGGUGCUCGAGAAGAUGGGACGGACCAUGGACAUUGUCCAGAAGGGCACCGUCAGCUCGCAUUCCAGCGGCCCGAGCAUGGACAGCAUGGACGACCCUAUGGUGCAACCACCGUCAGGGCGUCCACCAGCUAUUACAAUACCCUUGGGCGGCAGCGAGGGACCAGGAGUCCACGUGCGGCCCAUCGUUGAGUCACCACAGGAGAUGAGAAGCCCGGAAUUUGCCCAUUUGAAUUUCUCGUCGCCUCUAACUGCGCUGCCUGGACCACCGAGACGGACGUCGGGACAAGUGGCGGCCAUCGUCUGGUUCAGGAUCGAGUGCUUGAGGCCCGAGACCGCAUUCUGA
Postia placenta MAD-698-R-SB12 is the source of this 3543-nucleotide messenger RNA. RefSeq lists its product as hypothetical. The transcript is spliced from 10 exons. The record is from RefSeq and is a predicted model, not a curated record. Bases 1 to 3543 code for a protein of 1180 amino acids. Lineage: Eukaryota; Fungi; Basidiomycota; Agaricomycetes; Polyporales; Adustoporiaceae. Gene Ontology annotation, molecular function: protein binding.